AUGGCCCCUCCCAGCGGAGCCGCCUCAUACAAGAAGAAAGACGGCACCCUGACCCUGGCCGACGAUGAACAGUCGAUCUCAUGGAUCCCUGCGGCCGGUGCCUCGGGCACGCUCACGCUCGCCGUGGCCAGCAUAACCAACCUCCAGCAGACCCCAGCGACGAACCCGAAAGUGAUGCUGAAGAUUUUUGCCCAAGCGCCCAACGCUCCUCUCAAUGGCCCUUCCGAAGCAUACGUUUUUCUGUUCACGGCGGGCGCAAAUGCCCGCCCGCAGGCCGAUGCCAUCAAAGAGAAGCUCAGUGCCCGGCUCAAUAUGGGGAAGCCGGCGACGCCCUCGCAGACACCGGCCCCGGGGGAGGGAGGAGGAGGGAUAUCGGCGGCUAUGGCUAUCGCGAAUGCCGUCUCGUCUGCAGGGACGACGAAUAAUCCCUGGGAUGACGAUAACCGGCUCCGAACCGACAGCGAAUUGCAGCAAUCGCUGCUGAAAUCGGAUCCGGUCUUGAAGCGGAUGCUCAUGGAUUCGAUCCAAACCAAGCCCGACGCCCUGACCACGCCGCAGUUCAUGUCGCAGUUUUGGUCGACGCGGCUCCACCUGUUGCGAGCGCACGCCAUUGAGCAGGCGCAAACCCGCGGAUCUUAUAAUGUCCUAUCAUCGUUGAAACCACGUGUUGAGGAUAACGUGCAACGACUCAAUAUCAGCAAGGAGCAGAUUCAACUCAUCUUCACGCAGCAUCCAUUGGUUAAGCGUGUGUACGACGAGAAUGUGCCAAAGCUCAGCGAGCAGCAGUUCUGGUCGCGGUUCUUUCAGAGCCGCCUGUUUAAAAAACUACGGGGCGAGCGCAUCUCUGAAGCGGAUGCUUCCGAUGGAGUGCUCGAUAAAUACCUUAGAUCUGACGAGGCUGUCGACGCCGACCGACAGGCCAACGUUCCCAACUUCUUGGAUCUGGCUGGAAACGAAGUUCAUCACAGCCAGCGCCGUGGAAACCGGCCGGAUCUCGACAUGCGGCCGUCCGGUGUGGACAAAGUGCCCAUCAUCCGGACAUUGAACAACUUGAGUGAGAAGAUCAUGGCGAACGUGGCCCCGGCCGAUGGCGACGUGAGUGCCCCAAUCGGUCUGGACGAGGAGGCAUGGAAAAAGCUGCAGCUGCAGGAUCUCCGCGGGGAUGAGGAGCAAAGCCGCAUCACUCUGAACAUCCGUGACCAAAGCCGGUUCUUCUCGCAUGGCCAAGAGGGAGACGCGAGCCGGCAGCUCGCCCAGCAAGACCCGGACCAGGUUCUGCAGACGCUGCGCGCCGAUCUCGCGCAAAGUCUUCCAUUGAAAGACACUCCACAGCUGCGGAAACUCGUGGACCCGGGCCCUGAAGAGGAUGAGGAGAUGGAGGAUGCACCUGCUAGUCGGCGCCCCGUCGGCUCGUCCGCUGCACUACACGACGCCUUCGCCCAGAUCCUGAACGCAGUGCGCGAGCGACGCGCGCAGAUGAAUGAGGGCGCCGUGUCUGAGACCCACGGGCUCUCAACGGGGCUGUAUGACCGAUUGACGCUGACGCACGCGACGACAACCGAGUUCUUGCACCAAUUCUGGCAGGCGUUUCUGUCGGGCAACCCGGACCGUGCCACUGAGGUUGGAUCAUUAGCCGAGUCGCUGCAGCGGGCCAUGGAUCGGAUCCAGGCCGUUGCCAAUGAUGCCGAGGCCGAGCGCCAGGUCGAAGUGGAUCGACUGAAAAAGCAAGCGCGGGAAAUGUACGAGGGCACCGGGCGUCGGCUGCGCAUGAACCUGGAUGCGGUCGAGGGUGGACAGAAGGUCGUGAAUCAGCUGCUUGGUCCGACCCUGCACGCAUUAAAAGUCGCUUUGGACCGGUACAGCGCGGCACUGGCAGCGGAGAAACAAGCACUGCCACUUGCAUAG
Messenger RNA from Penicillium alfredii, 1905 nucleotides. RefSeq names its product TFIIH subunit TFB1 family protein. NCBI's taxonomy places the organism in Eukaryota, Fungi, Ascomycota, Eurotiomycetes, Eurotiales, Aspergillaceae. Gene Ontology annotation, cellular component: transcription factor TFIIH holo complex; transcription factor TFIIH core complex. Bases 1 to 1905 code for a protein of 634 amino acids. The record is from RefSeq and is a predicted model, not a curated record. Gene Ontology annotation, biological process: nucleotide-excision repair; transcription by RNA polymerase I; transcription by RNA polymerase II. The transcript has 2 exons.